Messenger RNA from Hibiscus syriacus, 1959 nucleotides. RefSeq lists its product as uncharacterized. The record is from RefSeq and is a predicted model, not a curated record. Lineage: Eukaryota; Viridiplantae; Streptophyta; Magnoliopsida; Malvales; Malvaceae. The transcript is spliced from 9 exons. Bases 951 to 1727 code for a protein of 258 amino acids.
AACUCCGCUACUUUGGAAUCUUACUCUCUUGGGCUUCUCCGCCACAAUAUAUCUUCAUAAUUCUACAUUAUUCUUAUCUUUAUACAAAUGGUUUCUCUUUUUUCUCUGAAACUCUUCACCCUCUUCUUCUCUCUCCCUCUGUUCCAGCCUUUCUAAAUGGUUCAACAUUGAGAAAUGCUGAAUUCUCUUCUUCUUUUACAUUAUACAAUUAUUAAGGCCAAAAAGUGGGUACGAAAAUGAAUGGCAUGGCUUCUCGUUUUGAUUUCAAAGAGAUUCAGGAAAAGGUUUCUCUUCAUUUGAGGCCAUGGCAUCGCUCUUUUCAAUUCUGGGUUCGAGCUGCUGAUAUUUAUACAGGAUACAAGGCGUUUCAAGUUCGAGUGAGUUUUGUGAAGGAUAGUCAAAAACAACAUGCAAUGUGGGAAAGACAGCAUGAGCUUGCUGCUGACAAGAUUUAUGCUAUGUGUUCUGACCUUGGUGGGUUCUUCCUUAAGGUUGCUCAAAUUAUUGGGAAGCCAGACCUAGCCCCAGCUGCAUGGGUGAGAAAGCUUGUUACAAUGUGUGAUCAAGCCCCUGCAACAUUUAAUGCUGUUCAACUUGUUUUAGAGAAGGAGUUGGGUUGAAGUAUUGGUGAGAUUUUUGAAAAGUUUGAUGUAAAUCCUCUUGGUUCGGCUUCAAUUGCGCAGGUACUACUUUCCAUUUCUUUACAUAGCUCGAAAUUCUGAAUGAGUUGGCUGGGAAGGGUAUGUAUUCAAAUUUGGAGCUUUUCUAUAAUUAGAAUGGAUAAAGAACAUAUAUUUUCAUUGAAUAGGCUUCACACUUGCCAAAAUAUGACAGGCUAUUACACAAUUUAGCUUUAAGGACACGGUUUUGAUAAUUUUGUUUAUUAUUAUUUUUAAGCCAUUGGCUUAACUCUUAAUUCUUACUGGUAUGAUAUUGCUUAUGAGAAUCCUAUGGAUAUACCUAUAUGUGUUCAUCGAGCAAGACUCAAAGGUGAUGUGGAAGAUGUUGUUGUGAAGGUGCAACAUCCUGGAGUCCAAGAUCUGAUGAUGACUGACAUCCGUAACUUGCAAGCAUUUGCAUUGUACAUGCAAAAGACAGUUAUCAAAUUUGAUCUGUAUUCUGUUACCAAGGAAAUGGAAAAACAGAUUGGGUAUGAAUUUGACUUUCUAAGAGAAGCCAAUGCUAUGGAUAGAAUUCACCGUUUCUUAAACGAGAACAACAAAAAAUCUCCAGUUCAGGUUCCGAGAUUGCUCAAGGAUUUGGUUACAAGGAGGGUCAUAGUGAUGGAAUAUAUCGAUGGAAUCCCGAUCUUGAAUCUUGGUGAUGAAAUGGCUAAAAGAGGAAUAAAUCCUUGCGGUAAGAUGGCAGCAGCAGCAAAGAAGGAACUCAGCAUAGGUACUGUAAGCAAUUGUGAGAACGAGCAACAGGAAUUGUUUCGCCUGGCGCAAACAAUGUUUGAUACUAAACUACCUCCCGGAGUGAAAAUGCUCCAACCAUUCUCUGAAGAUUCUUCAAUAAAAAAAAUCGAUGUACAGUCUUUCCCCGAGGAACUUUUUUCAGUUCUUCGUACAGUACAUCUUCUGAGUGGACUUAGUGUUGGUCUUGGAAUAAACUACUCAUGUGCAGAACAGUGGAGGCCUAUUGCAGAAGAGGCAUUGCAUAAUGCUGGAAAGUUGGAAGGAGCACGAAAGCAGAGUUAUUGGAGAAGAUAUUUUCGGAGAAAUUGAUUGGCAAUUGAAAGAAUAGCAGGCUUAAAUCAGUGUGUUGUACAUCAAGCUAGUUUGUGAACUGAUCAACUGUGCGAAAUCCGGCUUCUUUCAGGAGAUUUUUGUAGAGAAAAUGAUUGGCACUCAAAGAAGGUAGGCUUAAAUCCGUCUAUAAUAAUACUAGUUUGCUGUGUAUUAUGUAUGUAUAUGCAUAGAGAGAUUACAAGCUAGUUUAUGGACUGUUUCUUUUUCU